GAAAAGUGUCCAUCAAAGGAGAAAGUCUAGCCGACAUUGACAGUUACACAAUAGCAACCGCAUCGUCGUCUCCAUAGCGACCGCGAAGCUCACCGGUGGAUUACACUACCCUGCUCAGCAGGCCUCGUCGACCUCAUCGCGAAGGAAGCCCAACUUCUGCUACCACCGUACACCGACCACAUCCCAGUAGGCCUCGGUCGUCUGGGAAACGACAACGCAGCAGCAGCAGCAGCGGCAAACUUGACAACGGCCGGAUUGGGCGGACAGAUUCCGUGCCCUCUUUCGCAACGUCUCCAUACAAGAUGCCCAGCAAGGUCAGCAGUCGCCACAGCCGUAGCAGCAGCAGCAGCAGCAGCAUAUGCCGGCUCGUUGGACUUAGCGUUUGCGUGGUCGUGGUCAUGGCACUGGUCCAGCUGACUAGCCCCGGUCAGGCCGAGUCGACUACCGCUCGGACGCAGGUCUCGGACGAAGCGCUCGAGAAGGCCCUCAGCGACAAGCGGUACCUGAUGCGCCAGCUCAAGUGUGCCCUCGGAGAGGUGGCCUGCGAUCCGGUGGGAAAACGCCUCAAGAGCCUGGCACCAUUCGUCCUUCGAGGAGCUUGUCCUCAGUGCACGCCAGUGGAGAUGAACCAGAUCAAGAAGACGCUGGCCCAUCUGCAGCGAAAUUUCCCCUCGGAAUGGAACAAACUCGUGCAGACGUACUCCGGAUGA
Anopheles nili is the source of this 710-nucleotide messenger RNA. Its product is annotated as putative odorant-binding protein A10. The transcript has 3 exons. Lineage: Eukaryota; Metazoa; Arthropoda; Insecta; Diptera; Culicidae. The coding region runs from base 303 to 710 and encodes 135 amino acids. The record is from RefSeq and is a predicted model, not a curated record.